GGUGGAAGAGACGGUGGAAGAAGAGGAACAGGUGCGAGUGCGAGUGGUGGUGCAGGUGUGGGUGCGGGAACGGAAGCAGCAGCCGAGAAGAGAAAGGAAACGUACGCGGGAGAGCCGUCGAGGGUGCGUUUUCGUGUGUUGCCGCAGGGGCGGAGGGGAGGGAGACUCGAAAGGGAGGAAAAACGACCACGUCGACGACGACGACAACGAGGAGAAAGAAGGAGAGGAGGAGAGGUGCUGGAGGAAGACGAGGAAGAAGAAAAGGAAGGAAGUGGAUGGUUUUCGUUUGUACCUUUGUCGCGAUCGACAUCUAAAGAGAGAGUUUUAGAGUUUAGGAGAGAGGACACCAGGCGUUUAUAUACCACCUCUCUUCUCUCUCUCUCUCUCUCUCUGUCUCUCCCUCUCUCCGAGUCUCUGUGUGAGCGAUCGUUUGUUACGCGAACGACCAGUGAAGAGGAAGAAAACGAUAAGAACACCGGCUGUGUUUUGCCAGCCGAUCGCUCGAUCGAAAGAAGAAAGAAUACCUGAAGACGAGAAAGGAUAUCGAAGGGAAGAGGUGGUAUGUGGUGAUAUCUUCUCUUUUUUUUUUGCCACCUUUUUUUUCUCUCCUUGGUUCUUUCUCCCGUUCGUUUCGCAUCUGGCAAAGGGUUACACUGUGCGUUCUACGUGGAGACGAAGCUUUUCGUCGAGUGUUGUGCGCUUUUUCAAAGUGGUGCCUAAGCACGAAGAGGGAAUCGCCAGCAGGGCAGAGGCUCGAACGCAUGUAGGAACAUGGCCGCAACCAGCCCCUGCCUCCCUCUAGAGGUUGGCAGCGCAAGAGGCGGCACAAAGGGACCCUGGAUACGCGAGUCAGUACAGGAGAAGGCCGAGGUUGGCCGGACUGAGUGGUCUCGGUGACUGGACUAGCUUUGGAGGGGAGGUACCUGGUCUGGUGGACAUGGCGCCAGGCCGGGAUCAGGGCGGAGGGGCGGGUGGCGGUGGGGGAGGCGGCAAGGGCACCACCUCGUUGUUCAUCCUGUCGGAGGAUAACUGCAUCAGGAAGCAUACACGCUUCAUAAUCGAGUGGCCGCCCUUCGAGUACGCCGUCCUGCUCACCAUCAUCGCCAAUUGCGUGGUCCUCGCCCUCGAGGAGCACCUGCCAAAGCAGGACAAGACCAUACUCGCACAGAAGCUCGAGGCCACGGAAAUCUACUUCCUCGGCAUCUUCUGCGUCGAGGCGAGCCUCAAGAUCCUCGCCCUUGGCUUCGUCCUCCACCGUGGCUCUUAUCUGCGCAACAUCUGGAACAUCAUGGAUUUCUUCGUCGUGGUGACCGGGUUCAUCACGGCGUUCUCGCAGGGCAUAGAACUGGAUAUGGAUCUGCGCACGUUGCGUGCGAUACGCGUGUUGCGACCGCUCAAACUUGUCUCCGGCAUACCGAGUCUCCAGGUGGUGCUCAAGUCCAUCAUCAAGGCGAUGGCGCCGCUUCUGCAGAUCGGCUUGCUGGUGCUGUUCGCCAUCGUGAUAUUCGCCAUCAUCGGUCUCGAAUUUUAUUCGGGAACGUUGCAUAAAACGUGUUACAGCAUCAGGAAUAUCAAUAUAAUCGUGAAGGAGGGCGAACAGGCGAGUCCGUGUAACACGGACAACAAAUCCGAGGCGCCUUUCGGGGCGCACGUGUGCGACGCGAAUGUCUCGACGUGCAUGGAUCACUGGGAGGGACCAAAUUUCGGCAUCACCAGCUUCGACAACAUCGGAUUCGCCAUGCUCACUGUCUUCCAGUGCAUCACUAUGGAGGGCUGGACUGCCAUAUUGUACUGGACAAACGACGCUCUUGGCAGCACGUACAACUGGAUUUACUUUAUACCAUUGAUCGUCCUUGGCUCAUUCUUCAUGCUGAACUUAGUUCUUGGUGUCUUGAGCGGAGAGUUUGCAAAGGAGAGAGAGAAGGUGGAGAACCGGCAGUCCUUCCUGAAAUUGCGAAGACAGCAGCAGCUCGACCGUGAACUGAACUGUUACCUGGAUUGGAUCUGCAAAGCAGAGGAGGUAAUACUGGCGGAAGAAAGGACCACGGAAGAGGAGAAAAUGCACAUAUUAGAAGUAAGAAGAAGAGCCGCGGCGAAAAAGAAGAAGCUAAAGAACCUUGGCAAAAGCAAAAGCACGGAUACAGAGGAAGAGGAAGGCGAUGAUGACCAGGACGAUAGACUCUCUAGAUCUUCCUAUUUCAAAUCGAGGGAAAAGGAAGAGGGUACUUGCGUGCAAUUUUGGCGGGCAGAAAAGAGAUUCAGAUUUUGGAUACGAAGCUCGGUGAAAUCGCAAAAGUUUUACUGGUUCGUCAUCGUUCUUGUGUUCUUCAACACCGUCUGCGUGGCCGUGGAACACUACGGUCAGCCUCCGUGGCUUACCGAUUUCCUCUAUUACGCGGAAUUCGUGUUCCUGGCCCUGUUCAUGCUGGAGAUGUUCAUAAAGGUGUACGCUCUCGGUCCUCGCACCUAUUUCGAGUCGAGUUUCAAUCGUUUCGACUGCGUGGUCAUCUCGGGAUCGAUCUUCGAAGUGAUCUGGUCCGAGGUGAAGUCCGGCUCUUUCGGCCUCUCCGUCCUACGUGCCCUUAGACUCCUGCGAAUUUUUAAGGUCACCAAAUACUGGAAGAGCCUGAGAAACCUCGUAAUAUCGCUGCUCAGCUCGAUGCGUAGCAUCAUCUCCUUGCUCUUCCUGCUCUUCCUCUUCAUUCUCAUAUUCGCGCUGCUCGGUAUGCAGCUGUUUGGCGGUCAGUUCAACUUCGAAUACGGCACACCGCCCACUAACUUCAACACCUUUCCCAUCGCGCUGCUCACUGUCUUCCAAAUCCUGACCGGAGAAGAUUGGAACGAAGUGAUGUACCAGGGUAUCGAGUCGCAAGGCGGUCACAAAAAGGGCAUGAUCUACUCGCUCUACUUCAUCGUACUGGUGUUGUUCGGCAACUACACGCUGCUGAACGUGUUCUUGGCUAUCGCCGUCGACAAUCUGGCGAACGCGCAAGAAUUGAGCGCCGCCGAGGAGGAAGAAAAGACCGAGGACAAGGAGAAGCAGACGCAGGAACUCGAGAAAGAGAUCGAGUCCUUACAAAAACCGAAAGACGGUAGCGCGCCGAAGGUAGAGAUCUGCCCUCCGAGUCCUACUCAGAAUUUCAAAGACGGAAAGGGUGGGAAACAGUCAUCCGAAGAGAAGAAGCAGGAUGAAGACGAUGACACGGGACCAAAACCAAUGCUGCCAUACUCCUCCAUGUUUAUACUGUCCCCUACGAAUCCCGUAAGAAGAGCCGCCCAUUGGGUCGUGAACCUGAGGUACUUCGACUUCUUCAUAAUGGUGGUGAUAUCGUUGUCGAGUAUCGCGUUGGCCGCCGAGGAUCCCGUAUGGGAGGACUCGCCGAGGAACGAGGUGCUGAAUUACUUCGAUUACGCGUUCACCGGUGUCUUCACCGUCGAGAUGAUCUUGAAGAUCAUCGAUCUCGGCAUCAUACUUCAUCCAGGCUCGUACCUACGCGAAUUCUGGAACAUUAUGGACGCGGUGGUGGUGAUAUGCGCCGCGGUAUCGUUCGCGUUCGAUAUGACCGGUAGUUCCGCCGGACAGAAUCUAUCGACGAUCAAGUCGUUGAGAGUGUUGCGUGUAUUGAGACCUUUGAAGACGAUCAAAAGGGUGCCGAAAUUGAAGGCGGUGUUCGACUGUGUCGUGAACAGUCUGAAAAACGUCAUUAACAUUCUCAUAGUGUACAUAUUGUUCCAAUUCAUAUUCGCUGUGAUCGCGGUGCAGCUGUUCAACGGCAGGUUCUUCUACUGCAGCGACGAGAGCAAAUACACGGAAGAGGAUUGUCAGGGUCAAUAUUUCGUUUUCGAAGAGGGUGCUAUGCUGCCAGAGCCAAAGAAACGGCAGUGGGAGUCCCAGUGUUUUCAUUACGACAACGUGAUGGCCGCGAUGCUUACGUUGUUCGCGGUACAGACUGGCGAGGGAUGGCCGCAGAUACUGCAGAAUUCGAUGGCGGCCACGUACGAGGACAGAGGCCCCAUACAAAAUUUUCGUAUAGAGAUGUCCAUUUUCUACAUCGUCUACUUCAUCGUAUUUCCAUUCUUCUUCGUCAACAUCUUCGUGGCCUUGAUUAUCAUCACAUUCCAGGAGCAAGGAGAAGCUGAAUUGCAAGACGGCGAAAUCGACAAAAAUCAGAAAUCUUGUAUAGACUUCACGAUACAAGCUCGUCCUCUGGAGAGGUACAUGCCGAAGGAACGGAACAGCGUUAAGUACAAAAUCUGGAGGAUAGUGGUAUCGACGCCGUUCGAAUAUUUCAUUAUGGGUCUCAUCGUAUUAAACACAGUGCUACUCAUGAUGAAGUUCCAUCGGCAAAGCGACGCGUACAAGAAUACGCUGAAGUACAUGAACAUGUGCUUCACGGGGAUGUUCACCGUCGAGUGCAUACUGAAGAUCGCCGCUUUCGGCGUGAGGAACUUCUUCAAAGACGCGUGGAACACGUUCGACUUCAUCACAGUGAUCGGCAGCAUCGUGGACGCCCUGGUGAUCGAGUUCGGGGAGCGGUUUUCGAGUAUGCCCAGUGGCGGUCAACUAGGCGAGAAAAAGGAGAACUUCAUCAACGUCGGCUUCCUAAGACUGUUCCGUGCCGCCAGGUUGAUCAAACUGCUCAGGCAGGGAUACACGAUACGAAUUUUACUCUGGACCUUUGUACAAUCCUUCAAAGCUCUGCCUUACGUCUGCCUCCUCAUAGCGAUGCUGUUUUUCAUCUACGCGAUCAUCGGUAUGCAGGUGUUCGGUAACAUCGCGCUGGACGCCGACACUUCGAUUACCAAGCACAACAAUUUCCAAAGCUUCAUUCAAGGUCUGAUGUUGCUUUUUCGGUGCGCGACCGGUGAGGCCUGGCCGAACAUCAUGUUGUCCUGCAUCAAAGGUCGGCCCUGCGACAUAAAGGCCGACAAACAAGAACCAGGAGGCUGCGGUUCGAACAUCGCGUACGCCUACUUCGUCUCGUUCAUCUUCUUUUGUUCCUUCCUCAUGCUGAACUUGUUCGUCGCCGUAAUCAUGGACAAUUUCGAUUAUCUAACGAGAGAUUCGUCGAUCUUGGGCGCUCAUCAUCUCGACGAAUUCGUGCGGAUCUGGGCCGAGUACGAUCCGAACGCGACCGGGAAGAUCCAUUACACCGAGAUGUACGACAUGCUGAAGAACAUGGAUCCGCCAUUGGGGUUUGGUAACAAGUGUCCGAACAGACUCGCCUAUAAGAAGCUGAUCAGGAUGAACAUGCCGGUGGACGUCGACGGGAAGGUGAACUUCACCACCACCCUGUUCGCCCUGAUUCGCGAGAAUCUUAGCAUCAAGAUGAGAUGCGCCGACGAGAUGAAACAAGCGAACGAGGAACUUAGAGACACGAUUAGAAGUAUUUGGCCUUUGCAGGCGAAAAAGAUGUUGGACAUUUUGAUACCUAGCAACGAAGAAUUAGGCAGAGAUAAGAUGACCGUUGGUAAGAUAUACGUCUGCCUUCUGAUACUCGAAAGUUGGAGGACGACUAAGUUUGGUCAAAUAAAACCGACCGGACAGAACGAUAACGAUCUUAUCGAUAACGAUAAUGCUGGGCAAAGUCCUGCAGCCCAGGCGAAAUCGGCCUUCCUCGACUGCAUACUGGACGCGACGGCUGUAAAUCAUACGGGAAAUAAUCACGGGAUCGGAAGUAGGGCGAACAGCCUGGAGCCGGUGGUACGGGCAACGCCGGAAACGAAGCUCGAUCUGCACAAGGAACACAUGGAGGAAGACGACGGGGCCCUUGGGGUCCUCGCAGCCGGCGAGCACAGACGUCAACGUAGCAUCAGAAAUAAAAAGGUGAACUGGAAGAUGUCCCACCAGUACGAUAUACUAGGCAGCAGCGGAGAGAGUAGCCAGGGAGGGGGUGGGUCUGGGGUUGUACCUGUAGUUAAUGACGAGGAUCGCGCCCCCGAGCUAGAGCCAUUGCUGGCUGAGGUGCCCUCCCAGCAGGAUCAAAACUACUACUACCACCAUCACCAUCACGACCAAUACUACGAUACCGACAAUGAUCUAUACUAUGACCAUCACCACCACCACCACCACCAUCACCAUCACCAUCAUCAUCAUGCUCACCGACCACCCUCGUAUUAUCAACACCAGAAUACCUACGCACCUCGCUCCUCGAUCCGUUACCACAAGAUGGAGCUUCAGGACGUCGUAGUUAGCGACUCCCGUGCCGGUAGCCUAGAGAGUCUCACCCACGCCGGUGAGAGACUUCAUCCACCCGUGCAUCCAGUCAGACACCCAUCGCGUUCACCGAGUCUAAGGAGACACGGAUCACCAGUCGUACACGGGUCGCAAUCGCCAAGGCGACCAAGGUACGACCAUCACAGUCAUUAUUACCACGAAGGACCAGGAUUCAGCGACACGGUUAGCAACGUCGUCGAGAUUCAGAGACACACGCAUCAUCCCCAUUCGUCACAGUACAAUCAUCGGCACAGGAUUCGAGGUCCGUGGAGCGCUUCGACCAGUCCAGCGAGGACACCGAGUCCCAUUCAUCACAUCGACAGAGGACGUGCCUAUGGAACGACCAGUCUUGAGCAACGCUCGAGAAGUCCAAGUCCUAUCGGUGGUCGUCAACCUGCCCAUCCGCACCAGCAUUAUCAUCGACAUCAUCCUCAUCAGCACAGUUACCCGGUGUUGGUGACCAGACGAGUACCAGGUCGCCAAUUACCACCUACGCCUGACAAACCGUCGACCUUGCAACUGAAGAAACAGGCGAACAUCAACUUUCCAAAGUUGAACGCCUCGCCGACCCACGGCUCUCACAUGCCGGCUGCACACGUGCCGUUACCGGCCACCAUGCAGCAUCCGCCUCCAGGACACGUGCCACCGAUGCAACCGAGCCACUAUCCGUUAAGCUUCGAGCAAGCUGUGGCUAUGGGUCGCGGUGGUCGUCUUCUCCCGAGUCCUGUACCCAACGGUUACAAGCCUCAACCGCAGGCUAAACAGAGGACACCCAGGUCGAGACACUCGGACAGUGACGAAGAUGACUGGUGCUAGCCAAAGUGGGACCCUGGACGGUGGUCCGAUGACGUGGACGCCCCCAGGCGUCUUUGGGUUUGCGCGUGAAUCUUCCGUGUACCGGAAGGCGCAUUAAUCUAGCCGCGAUUACGUGAACGAAGAUCGAUCGACUGGAAGCUCCGAGAAGCCGAUCGAUGCGUUUGCUCGAGGAAUACGCGUACAACGUGAGUUGGAACACGGCCAGUUACAAUUUCACGGCAAACGAGAAACGGAAACCACUCUCCGGUGGUGAAGAAGCAGAAGAAGAGGAAGAAGAACAGAGAUACUAAGCGACUGAAAAGGGAAGCUACAUCGGAUAAUCGUUACAGGGACAAACGAAACAACGUACUAUAACGAACGAUCGUCGAGGCAACAAUCCAAGUGAGUGCGUGCCACGAAACGACGAUCCCCGAUUCUCGAACGUAAACGUAUGAAAAUUUAGAAUCUUUUUCAGCCGCCCAAAUCGUGCGGCAAUUCUCGCGGAUAAAGUCCCAAGUGUCGUCUACACACACGCCAGAUGCUACGGAACUUUCCUCUCGAUCUUCGCGCGAGACUUUUCUUUCGUCUAUACGAACUUCGAAGCUUCCUUCGCUGUGUGUUGUUCAAUCGACGGACCGAGCCGAGGAGGAUUCACUUUUUAUACGAUUAUACCAAAUUGAAACCACUCUGAAAAAUGGUCGAGCGUGUACGCUUACAAAUCCGUUUUCGCGCUAUCAAAUUUUUCACGCUCUUAGAGAAGUCUGUCGGUUGCGCGCGAACCAACCCUCUUAACCGUUCGAGAACAGCAACGAGUAAACCACCGUCACACGUUGGAAACCACGAAGUAUAUAUAUCCUCUUUCGAACAGUCUCGUCUUGAUUUCUCUUCAAAGCUGCCUCGAACCACGUCGGACACGAUUCGUCGUCGAAGUUACAGGUACAGACAGACAGUGAUCAAUAGCGUUUCGUGUUUAAAGAAAUUGCAAAGAAAACGAAGACACCGAGCGUAUGCUCGAUUAUCAUUCCUCGAGGGUUUGUACAAGAAUCGUGGCUAUCGACGACUGGUUGCGUUUUAAUAACCGCGAUUUUUGUAUCGGUCUAACGUUGUCUUUUUGCUUUUUUCUUUCACGAACGUUCAUCGCCUUCGAAGUAAAGCGAACGCGAUUCGAGAGGCCGUAACUUUGUCUCGUAGCUGGAAGGUUGAAAACGUUGAACGAUACAUCGAACUAAAUAAAAUACGUACGUAGAAAUUUUUACCUAAAUCGGCAGAGUUUUUCAGUCCUCUGAUCGCGUCGGAGAGGAAGGCGAACGAUCGCGGUGUCGUUGUUCCGAAUGAGAACUGUCGCAGCUCGGUGCCAACGAGAAAUCGAGGAGGACGAGAAAAAGAGAUGGAGGAACGAAAGGGUUCAAGUGCAAUGCCGCGACGAAUAAUGGGAGGGCAGAAAAAGGAAAGAGAUAUAAAAUCCAUCAGCACUUGUAUAUUAUCGCAUAAUUUUGACUCGAAACGUUUACCAUCGCUGCUACUACCGUUUACUAUCACCUACCACCUACGUGAAAGAACUGUUCCACUACUAUUGUUACCGCUACUAACUUAUAACUACGGCUACUACUACUACUAAUUACUAAUACCACCACUAUUACCGCUAUUACUAUUACUAAUACAAUUUACUACCAGUCGAUACUACCGCUACACUACUAUUACUACUAUUUACUACUACAACUACUACUACCAUUGUUACUAUUACUAUUACCACCACCAAACACCACAACCACAACCACUACCAUUAUCAUUGCCACUUCUGUCACCACCAUCGUCUCUACUAUCGCUGCUGCUGCUACUAUUACUAACUACUACUACUGUUACUAUUACUACCGCUGCUAUUUACUACUGAACUACUACGGCUACGAUUAUUACUACUACUUACUAUUACUACUACUAUUAAUAGUAUUAUUAUUAAUACUUUUACUAACGCUACGAUUACCGAAACGUUUUAAUAAAUUACAAAACAUCGCUACUACCGUUGUUACUGUAAAACUAAUAUGUACGAUUAGGUGUACGGAUCGCGUGGAGAAGAAAAAUCUGGUAAUUGCAUCGAUCAAUCGACACACAAACAUUCACGCGACACAUACAUACACACGUCGUUUCAAAUUCAUUGGUACGCUUUAACGUAAGGUAAUUACAAAUAGAGCAAGCAUACGUACAGGGUGAUUCAUAACGUAUGGGUUUCGCAUUAGUGGAAUAAGUGUUUGAAAUUUUCUUUAUCCUAGAAGCGUAAGGGAACACGUGUACGAUGAUUUUCUUAGUCGUUCGCAAAGGGGUAAAUUUAACUUUCUGUUCCAUCUAUCUGUUUUCGAUUAAUCGAUGCAUCUGUAGGAAUUUUUCUCAUUCUUUUUUUCUUUUCGUGUUUUAUAUUGCUCCCACUCAUUAUGAAACAACCUGCACUCUUACAUGUAUACAUAUACCACGCAUACGUUACGUUGUAAAAGAACAUUAAAACGAUCGCUAAAUAAACGCGCGCGUAGCCGAGUCGGGUUUAAAUAUGUAAUUAUAGAAGCAGGAGAUUUGGAGGAUAUAAAAAAAGAAAAGAAAAAAUAACAAAGAAGAAACACGUGUAACAUACUGCCAAUUGUACGGGGUGUUUUUCAACGGAAACACACACACGAGAUACAUGAGUGUACAUUGUAUAUAUAUACAUAUAAAAAUUAAUGAACGUCGUCUUUUUUCGCAGCACGUAUACACAGACAUCUUAUUAUACGUAGGUACAUGUAAAUAAAUACGUCGAAAAAGAGAGAAUGAGAGGGAUGAAAGAAAAUUUUAAUCGAAGAACGAAUUCAAUCAUUUUUCUUUCAUUUUUUCUUUUUCUUUUUUAAUUUAUCCUUUCUUAACACCACGUUUCACGCUUGCCCGCGUUAAUCUGCGCGCGUGGAUUUCGACUGAACACGUGGAGAUACAUAGAACUAUCGUUGAUCGAUUAAUUAGUUGAUUAAUUAAAGUAACUAUGCGGAAGGGAUGAAAGUGUGGCUGCGUGCGAUUGCGUGCAAGAGGCGAAAAGAGGAUACACUUGUCGACAAUAUGCGAAUGCUACUUGUGUUUCGAGGUUCUCGGCGAUCGAACACGUUUCUUUCUUAUUGGCUCUUGCUGAUCUUUCUUUAGUUCGUAUAUUUUGCGUCGUUCAAAAAGGAAUCGAAUAUGAGAACAGUGAUUCGAAGAUUUCUUCCUACGAGACUGGAAUUUAUCGUUAGACUUGUAACGUUUGCUUUUAUCUUUGACUUCGAUCAUUUUUAAUAUUCUGUUUCGACCAAUUUCUCUAUGAUUUAAACGUCAUUUUUAUACGGUAACAACCUACAUCGCCCUUUUAAGUUUAGAAAUAGUGAACGAUAUUGCACAAAUUCUUUUUAUAUUUUCAAUUCGCGAACAAAUCUGCGAAUCACUGUACGUAAUUAAGGCGCGUCGACGAUGGUAUACACGUAUUGUACUGCAAAGCGCCGAAGAAAGUGCCAUUACGGUAAACAAAGAGGGGAAACAAAGUAAAAGAAACAUUCCCCAUCCCCGUAAAAUAAAAUAUAAAAAGAGUAAAAAAAAAAAAGAAAAAUAAGUAAAAGCACCGAGAAUCUCGCGUGUGUGCGUGAAGUGCAGUCGGUGCUGUUGGUGGUUUUUUCCCUUAAGUGCUUUAUAAACUCAAUCGUAUUUCGUAUCGUCGCUGUAAAAAGAAUACAUAAGUGUAAUAAAAGGAGAACAGACACAAAGAUACAAGUUGAGGAGUCGAGCUCGCCAUGUACCAACGUUUACGCUCCUCGAACUCGGGGAUUACAAGUGAAAAGAUCGAUCAUUAUUCCGACGCUUUUGUUUCUCUUAUUCAAAUUCAGAAAACGAUCUUUUCUCUUCUUUUCUCCAGCACUUUUGUUUCAUUUUUGUUAAAAUAAAAGAGAAAAAAAAGCAAGUGAGAACAAUCGAAAACGUUUAUAACAUUUAAUACAAUAAUAUAUCUAUUCAGUGGUCAUUUUAGUGUAACAAAUAAACGUGUUACACGAUUAAUUUCCUUUUUUCUUUUCUUCCGUAAAAACAAAAGCGUUGGAAAUUGCGGGAGCGAGGCGAGGGCGAAAUAUUCUUAAAAAGCUGUUUUUCUGUGAUAAAAUCCAAAGAAUCUAACCGGAUCGACGGACAAUUUUGUCGCGCCGGUAUGCGUUCGUAGCGAUGUCGAGCAAGAAAAAAGAGCCAGCGUGAGAAUAAAAUAAACGACGGAGGGUAGGAAUGAAUGAUCGCGAAAAAUAGAAAGAAAGAAAGGAAACGAUGGGAGGAUCGACUGCCGAAAGUUGCGUAGAAAAAUAAAAGAAAAAAAAAAAAAGAGGUAAUGAUUUUUGCGCGUGCAAACGGUGGAAGUCGAAAUCUUGAAACUUACAAAAAAACUCUGUAGCGUCGUAAAGGCAAAGCAUAUGACCAAGCUCUUAACGAUGACUUAGCGUAAAAAAUAAACCACAAAAAUCGUAAAUAUAAAUAUAUACAUAUAUACAUAUACUAGAUCUAAUUAAAGUAUGUACGUAUAAAUAUAAGUAUAUAAACCUAAACUACAUUAAUUCAUUUGAAAGCUAAUUAACGCGAACGCGAGCAAACCAGGAUGAAGCUAAACUUUCAAACAGCGAUUCGAUAAUAAUAACGUAGUAAUAACCUUAUCGUAACGAUGAGGCUGAUUAAGUUAAUUCUUAUCUAGCGGUAUACAACAACAACAACAAAAGAAGAUAAAAAAUAAACGGUGAAAGAACAAUCUCGUUUAAACAAAAAGACAAAGCGAUGAAUGAUAUAACGAUUGCGUUCGAUUAGAAAAGAGCAUACACGAACAACGAUGCUGAUCGACCUGACAAAGGGUGAAAAUAAAAAUGUUUAUUAAAGAUAGAACUCUCUCAACACCUUGCGGAAGAAACGAAUCGUGUAUUUUAAUAUAACUGAUUCAAUUGCAAUUUUCUCAAAUUUACUAAUAUUCUUUCUAUUUCACGAUAUAAAAGUAGUUUAAUCUUCUAACGAAUUUUCGAAAUCGUCUAAUAGCUACCUAAUCGUCGGAAUGAAAUAAUUUUGAUGCACGAAAGGGAUCGGGCGUUUUCUCCGCAAGAUGUUGAGACUUUCAUGAAAGAGAAACGAAAAUAGUGAAAAUAUUAUUUAUGAGGAAAGAGAAGAGAGCUUGAAAUCGCAUAAAGAAAAGUUGAGAAAUGGGGCACGUUCUACCCCACGGCUACUAUAGAUGAAAAUAAAAAAAAAAAAAACCUAAGAAAACCAAAAUGCUUCUCGGCUCGUUCGUAGAAAGUAUAAAACCGAACUCGAUGAUCAAUUUCCAUCGGUUCUAGAAACAGCAGAAAACUUCGAAGGAUCAUUUUAGUGAUCAAAGACGAAUUCCAUGUACGAUUUCUCAUUAAAAUUCAUUUAUUUGUAAUAUCGAUUAAGCGAGCAAAGGUGUAAUAACGACGACGAAACGUGGGCGUUUAAUGGAGUAACACGUAAACAAAAAAAAAAAAUUACUACGAUUAAGUUUUUCUACUUAUCUAUAUAUAUAUAUAUAUAUAUAUAUAUAUAUACCAUAAUAUGUACACGUAUAAGAGACACGUGUAUAUGCAUUUUAUAUCUAUGUAUUUAUAUAUAAAUACAUACAUAUAAAUAUAUAUAUGUAAGUGGUAUGAACGAAUAAAUGAAAGCGUACGUAUUUGACACUGAACGCCCUGUCGAUAAUAAAAUAAUCUCGAAACGAAAGUGAGAGGAAAAAUGUGAAAAAAAAAAGAAGAAAUAAUUAAAAAAAUAGGGAGAAACAGAGAGACAGAGAGAAAGAUAGAGAGAAUGGGAGAGAAAGGGAGUGAGAAUGGAAUAAACACUUCGUCGAUAGAGACCUCUCGGCUCUUCGAUGAGCUGGAGCUCCGUAGAGUUUCAUACUUUUGCAAAUAAUCGAAAUCGAUACACUAUUACACCCGAUCUCUCUAUGUAUAAAACAAAAAUAUAUAUAUACGUAUAAAUAUACUUGAACGGUUUGAAGGAAAAACGUUAUGUCUUGAUCCAAGUCUGAAUCUUGUUCGUUCGGUCACGCGUGGUGCAGAUGGAACACGAUCGUAAAUGAUGUGCGUGGAUGUCAAUUUUUUCAUCUUCACGAAUUAUUUCUGUGCAUCGGUUUCGUGUACCAGUCAAAUCCACAGGGUAAACUCUUCCUCGAGUCGAGGGUACCGAGUCCAUCGAAUUUAAAACUCUUCGAGGAGCAACUCCACGAAACUGGAUACCCUCAAAUGAUUUCCUUCCCUCUGUCGAAAUUCUACUUUUGCUCGACUCGAGGAUGAGUUCUGUCCUCGUGGUGAAACAAUACUCUAUGUACAGAAACAGCGUAAAUGUAUUUUCGAAGUAGCGAAAGCUUUGCGUAACUCGUGAAAGGGAUGGGUGAACGGUAGUAAAAGUAAAGGGACGAAGAAGAGAAAGGGAUGAAAGUCGCGAAUCAUUAAAUAGUAACAAGAGUUGCCUUAAUAUUACACGUUCACAAAACUAGGAUACGCUAACGAACGAGCGGAUAAAAGAGAUAAAACGAUAGAAGCCUGGAUUAAACAGACGCGUCUUUUUCGUCGUGGCCAUGCCGGGUCAAAUUGGCCGCAAUUACAAAUUUCCCAUCAUCCAGCAUUACGACAGAGUUUUUUUUCAAUUUCUUUUUGUCGGAACAAAUUUAUCAUACGCUACUGUUUCGCGAACGGCGAUCCCUGCAAAAUACAAUUUUCAUGAUUUCCUUUACUCGGCGCUUCGUCCAUCCCAUUAUUCUAACUCAUUGAUCUUCAUCAAUUGGCAUGUUUGAAAUUUUCGCGAUGAUUUAAUUGAAUCAUCGACUCGGUAUCGAGCGCGCGUAUGAAAUGAAAAAGAGAUUACAAGAAAUACAGAAGGAAUAGCGAAAAGAAAUCAACGCGGAAGGCAAAGCAAAAUGCGUAAUUAAGGGAUGAAUGAAAAAUUGACACGUUGACUGUUGCAAUUACUCGAAACCUUACGAUUAUUUUAUCUUUUGAUUUCAACUUGCUCCCUUAUAUAAUAUUAUUGCUACUUUAGAUUUCCUCUCGUUCCUUUUUCUUUUGAUUAUCAAAUUCAUGGUCCCGGGAGUCAACGUGUUAAAUAACGAUACUGAAGAAAAGAGCAAGAGAUAGAGAAAUUAUUUGUAUGUAUGGGAGACAAACGAAUGGGCGUGUGCGAAUGCGUGCGAGUGAAAA
Osmia lignaria (orchard mason bee) is the source of this 14223-nucleotide messenger RNA. RefSeq names its product calcium voltage-gated channel subunit cacophony (gene cac). Gene Ontology annotation, biological process: calcium ion import across plasma membrane; chemical synaptic transmission. The record is from RefSeq and is a predicted model, not a curated record. Gene Ontology annotation, cellular component: voltage-gated calcium channel complex; membrane. NCBI's taxonomy places the organism in Eukaryota, Metazoa, Arthropoda, Insecta, Hymenoptera, Megachilidae. Gene Ontology annotation, molecular function: high voltage-gated calcium channel activity; calcium ion binding.